GCAUGCGCGGUGCGGGCGCCGGAGUUGUGAAUGGUGCGGCUGUUGGGACGGAGUUUACGAGCGGGGAAGGAAGUCGGGGGGCGGCGGCCGCGCGAGCUCCGGCGGCGGGAGGAGGGAAGAGGAGGAGGAGGCUGGGGGGGGGGGGCUAACAAAGGGCGAGGCGAGCGCUGGGGCUGGGACAGCGCGGGGCGGGCGGGCAGCCGGCGGCCCCACCACCAUGCCGCGGGUUGUCCCCGACCAGCGGAGCAAGUUCGAGAACGAGGAGUUCUUCAGGAAGCUGAGCCGAGAGUGUGAGAUUAAAUACACCGGCUUCAGGGACCGGCCGCACGAGGAGAGGCAGGCCCGCUUCCAGAACGCCUGCCGCGACGGCCGCUCCGAGAUCGCUUUUGUGGCCACAGGAACCAAUCUGUCUCUCCAGUUUUUUCCGGCCAGCUGGCAGGGGGAGCAGCGCCAGACACCGACCCGGGAAUAUGUCGACUUUGAAAGAGAAGGAGGCAAGGUGUACUUGAAGGCACCUAUGAUUCUUAAUGGUGUUUGUGUAAUCUGGAAAGGCUGGAUAGAUCUUCAGAGACUGGAUGGUAUGGGCUGCCUGGAAUUUGAUGAAGAGAGAGCACAGCAGGAGGAUGCAUUGGCACAACAAGCCUUUGAAGAAGCUCGGCGGAGAACUCGUGAAUUUGAGGAUAGAGACAGGUCUCAUCGGGAGGAAAUGGAGGUGAGGGUUUCACAGCUGCUGUCAGUAACUGGCAAGAAGACAACAAGACCCUAGUCCUGGAUCUAAUCUAGGAAGUGGCGAUGAUCUCAAACUACGUUAAUCAACAGCAGCAGGCGUACCAUGGGUCUGCACACAUGCAUUGCUUCUACUUGGCAAAGGAUUUAAUAAAAGACCAGAAACUGUGAUAACUGGGUAUACUAUGGUCUGUUUCCUGACCUGCGGCAGUCAGAAUCACCACAAACUGCCAUGGUUUGCACUAUGUUUAUGUUACAAUACCUGCAUUUCCCAUUUUAAGCAUGUAGCCAAUGGCAAUUUGAAAUUUUGUUUUUUUCUAUGCAAACUUAUUUUUGUUGGCACUAUUUUAGUGAAAUGGAAACUUAUGCAGCUAUAAAACCAUUUUUCUCAACUGUAGUAAAAAUUGUCACUUAAAAAUAGGUCAAGAUAUUACAGAUUUAAAUCUUUUUGUUUUGGUUUUGUUUUUUGGGUUGGGGUGGCUUUUUUUUUGUUUGGUGUUUUUUGGGUUUUUUUUUUUUCUCUUUUGGUAAACUGCUGGAAGCCAGUGCAUUCCAAGCUUAAUUUUUUUAAUAUGGGCUUUUGGAAUUUUGAUUGUCCUUAUUGUGCUUCUGCUUUAUUUUAGAUACGCAUUCUUAUCUUUGUUUCACUUUUCCUUUUUCUAAAUUUGCAAGACCUUCUUAAAACUGCUGACAUUAUUUUGCAUUAUUUCCAAGCUAAACCCAGUGAAUCAGAGCUGUUGGAAUCCCUUCUCAAACUGGGGGUUCGUAAACGCUACAGUUGCAGUAUUCUUUUAACUGCUAACAAUUCGUUCGUUCCACUUUUUAAAGAAUAAAAUCUUAAGAUGUAAUUUUCAUGCCUUGAUAAUGCAUUCUGCCCCAGUAUCUGUCUCAGACUUUAUUAUGAUAUCAAGUGAGUUUGGGUGGUUAUUAUACCCCUGUAUAUAGUACUUUACCGAAACUCAUAGGAAGUCGCAGGCUGGCUUCUGUUUUAUUCAGGGAUUUUUUUUUAACUAGUUCUUCAAAGGGAUACUGCAACUCUACAAUCAGAUUCAACAGCGCAUUCAACUGGGAACGAAAGGUGAUAUGUAUUAAAUCAUGUUUAAGAUAGCUGCUUUAAGUAUAUUUUGUAUCUUAGGCUUUUUGUAAAGUUGUGCUGAAUGGUGAAAAGUUGAGAUGAGGUUGUGUGCAGAGAAUCUCAUACUGUGCAUAGGACACUUCUCUUAAUCUUAUGCAAAUUAAGACUACAUUGCAGUAUAUAUUGCAUUUUCUAACAGGGUAAGAUUUGGGAUGAAUUAAUCUGUGUGAAUUAUAUUGUUUUGUUUGGGGUGAUGGUGAAUGGACUUGUUCCAAAUUUUUCAUUGCAUCCAAUGAAGAAAAUUGAUUGGAAAUGUGAUGAUGUCAUUUGGCUUUGUUAAAAUGUGGUGCUUCCUGUACAGCCUGAUGAAUUAAAAUGUCACUGCAAUUCCUUUUUUUAAAAUAGGUGAUCUGGCUUCAGUAUCUUAAGAAUUAUUUUGACGGUAGAAACUCUGUAUGGUUAGAACAGUUAAAUCUUUAUUAAAAUUCUAUGAUGAAGAUAAUUAUGUUCCUCACUAAUGGCAAAACGAUGCAAAAGAGGUCUUGCAAAAAUGUAAGCAGAUGUCAAUGUGAAGGAGACCAUAUGUUAAUAAUAUGAAUAUUUAACAUUCACAUCAAAAUGUCAGUAACUGUAAACUGUGAGAUUGUCAUCAAAUAAGAAUAUUUUGAUACUUCAAUUUAAAUGUGAUUCACCUGAAAAAACCUUUUUCACUCUGUGGCCACGUAUUCUUCUUGCUCUUCUUCCCCCAAAGAAAGAAUUUUUCUAAAGUGUUUCUGCAGUGAGUUAUUUAAGGGACACCCGCAUGCCCCCGCACGCAUCCCUAGCCUUGGAGCUCCUCUGCCAUCUGUGUAUUUUUGAUGGAAUAGUCUGAAGAUGUAUUUUAAAAGGUUUUCCUACAGUUUCAGACAGUGGUUUUACACCAUGAGUACACAGGAAAUUACGCUAUCAGAUAUUAACGUUGCUAUCUUUGUGUAAAUACUGAACUUUCCCUAUCAUCAUUUAGCAUUCUGCUGCUUUCGAUAUCUUAAUGCUGGCAUUAAGAUCACAAGCCCUUACCCUCUGCUGGUUAGUGCAGACUUUUUAAAGUGCAUUUUAAGUUAUUGAUGCAAUUUGAUAUUUUUCAUAAUUUCUAUUUAAACUGAAGUUGCAUCAUCUUUCUUGAAUUCAUCUCCUGUAAGAGUUGCCUUAAGCUACAGGAUUGCUUUUGCUACUUUUUGUGUUGUAUGUUUAACUUUCAUAAUAAACUUCUGUGUAGUGAAAAC
Molecule: messenger RNA, 3063 nt
Organism: Strigops habroptila (Kakapo)
Lineage: Eukaryota; Metazoa; Chordata; Aves; Psittaciformes; Psittacidae
Product: core-binding factor subunit beta
Exons: 6
Coding region: 218-766 (182 amino acids)
Biological process (GO): regulation of transcription by RNA polymerase II
Cellular component (GO): core-binding factor complex; nucleus
Molecular function (GO): transcription coactivator activity; sequence-specific DNA binding
Source: RefSeq, a predicted model, not a curated record